AUGAGGAGGAUGAAGCAGCGCGUGCUGCUCGCCUGGCCAUGGUUGUGGCUGUGGCUGUUCGCGGCCACAGCGGGUUCCCCGUCUUCCGACACUUUCGCGUCGACCACGUUCUCCUCGUCAGCAAGCAGCAGCAGUAGCAGCGGUAUCAGCAGCAGCCUGAGUUUCACUAACUCAGUGACAAGAUCGUUCUCCCCAACGAUCCCGACGUCCACGUCUGCCUCUUUCACCGAGGACUUUGCAUUCCCUCCCGAUCAAGAGUUCCGUUUCACUCAACCGUUGUACAAUGUCUCGAUCCCGGAGAACUCGAUCGGGAAGACGUACGUGGUCCCGGAAGAGAGGAUGGGUAUAAAGCUCGCGUCGCCCGACACGAACUUCGACAUACGUUUCCGUAUAACGAGCGGCGAUCGCGACAAAUUCUUCAAGGCGGAAGAACGAACGGUCGGUGACUUUUGUUUUCUGUUGAUUCGGACUCGAACCGGUAACGUGGACGUGUUGAAUCGCGAGAGGAAGGACCGUUACGUGUUAGAGGUGCGCGCCAGCUUGGCGAAAGGCGACGGAAAGAAUCGUGUGACGAUACUCGAAGCGGACGCCACCGUGGUGGUGACGAUCUUGGACACGAACGAUCUGAACCCGCUGUUCUAUCCGACCGAGUACGAGGCGACCAUCACGGAGGACACGCCGCUGCACCGCAAUAUACUCAGGGUAAUAGCCGAGGACGCCGAUCUCGGCAGGAAUGGCGAGAUUUAUUACAGCUUCGCCGAGGAGACCGAUCAGUUCGCCGUUCACCCGGUCAGUGGGGUAAUAACGCUCACCAGGCCGCUCAGAUACUCAGAGAAAGCGAUCCACGAGCUGGUGGUGCUAGCUAAGGACCGCGGCGCGCUGUUCCGCAGCGGAGGCAGCAACAGAGCCAGCACAGCGAAAGUAACGAUAAAAGUGCGGCAGGUGAACCUUCACGCUCCCGAAAUCUACGUGCAUCACUUGCCGGACAUCGUGGAACACUCGAACGCGGACAUCUACGCGAUCGUUCGCGUGGUCGACAACGACGAGGGUGUUCACGGCGAGAUCGCGAGCCUGGACAUCGUGGGCGGUGAUCCAGCCGGUCACUUCAGGGUGCGGCCAGCUGGCGGGCCGCACUCUGGCGAAUACAACAUCGAGGUGUUGCACCUGCUCGACCGGGAGACAGCCGUGCAAGGCUACAAUUUGACGCUGCGCGCGAUGGACCGGGGCGUGCCUCAGCGUUUCAGCUACAAAUUCGUGCCCGUCCAUCUGGCCGAUUUGAACGACAACGCGCCUGUGUUCAGCCGCGAGAUCUACGACGUGAAAGUACCGGAGACCGCUCCCAUCAACACGCCGGUCAUACGUUUGAAAGUGACCGACGCGGACGAAGGUAGGAACGCUUUGGUGUUCCUGGAGAUCGUGGGUGGCAACGAGGGCGGAGAAUUCUACGUGAACGCGGAGACAGGCAUGUUGUACACCGCGGUGAACCUGGACGCGGAGAAGAAGGCGUUCUACACGUUGACGAUAUCGGCGGUGGACCAGGGGAACGCCGGCACGAGGAAACAGUCGUCGGCGAAGGUGAAGAUCAACGUGGUAGACACGAACGACAACGAUCCGACGUUCGAGCAGUCCGAGAUGGAGGUGUGGAUCGACGAGAACGAGCCGGCUGGAAGCGCGGUCGUGAAGAUCACCGCGAAGGACCGUGACUCCGGCGAGAACGCCUACAUCUCGUACAGCAUCGACAAUAUCCAAAAGGUGCCGUUCGAGAUCGACCAUUUCUCCGGUAUCGUGAAGACCAAGCAGGUGCUCGACUACGAGACCAUGAAGAGGGAGUAUCUGUUGCAUGUAAGAGUCAGCGACUGGGGUCUGCCGUACAGGAGACAAGCUGAGAUGCAAUUGCACGUGAAGGUUCGCGACGUGAACGACAACCGGCCGCAAUUCGAGAGGAUAGAAUGCACCGGCCACGUGCCCAGGUACGUGCCCAUAAGCUCGGAGAUCAUCACGGUGUCAGCGAUCGAUUUCGACGCCGGUAACAUCAUCAGUUAUCGCAUCGUCUCUGGGAACGAGGACGGUUGCUUCGCGCUGGACUCCGCCAGCGGUGUACUGUCCGUAGCUUGCGAUCUUUCCGACAUCAAAGUCACCGAGAGAGUAGUGAACGUCACCGCUACGGAUGGCUCGCACUUCGCGGACGUCAACCCUGUACACAUGCACCUGGUGAACGCUAAGAGGAACCUAGGAUCGCAGGGAAGAAUAAUAUCAGAUCAGAGCGGAGCGUUCGAGUGCAAAGACACCGGCGUCGCUCGAAGGAUAACCGAAGCUAUUGCUCUCGCGGAGAGGAACAACAUGCCGUCGAAAGACGACGAGUACACUCUCACUCCGAGUAGAUACGGGGAGAACGUGCACGCACCCGAAUACAUCGACUUCCCCAGUGAGAUCAAGGCGAACGAAUCCGUGAAGAUAGGAACGACGCUGGUCAGGAUACGAGCUAGAGACAGGGACUUGGAUUACAACGGGAAACUGGUCUUCUGUAUUUCCAGCGGUGACAGGGACUCUGUGUUCGGUAUAGAUCCGGACACGGGUGACUUGAACGUGAUAGGCUACCUGGACAGGGAACGAGAGAGUCAAUAUUUCCUGAAUAUCAGCGUGUACGACCUGGGCAAGCCUCAGAAGAGCGCCUCGAAGAUGUUGCCGGUUACGAUUCUCGACGUGAACGACAACGCGCCGAAAUUCGAGAAAUCCCUGGCGAGCUUCCGGAUCUCGGAGACCGCGUUGAACGGAACGAACGUGUGGCGGGCGAACGCGACUGACGCGGAUCUCGGCGAGAACGCGCGUGUCACUUAUUCCCUGGUGACCGAGACGAACGAUUUCCGCGUGGACCCGGUGACUGGCGUGCUGAGCGUUUUCGGCAGAUUGGACAGGGAGCGACAGGAGAUCUACGAGUUGAGAAUACGCGCGCAGGAUAACGGCGGCAAAGGCACAGACACGCCUCCGUUGUACUCAGACGCUUUGGUUCGCGUCACCGUGGACGACGUGAACGACAAUGCUCCUACGUUCGCCUUACCCAGUUACACGGUGAAGAUUCGCGAGGACGUGCCGGUUUGGACCGUUGUCGCGGUCGUGGACGCCAUCGACCCUGACGAAGGCGCCGGAGGUGACAUCGAGUACUUCCUGUCCGACGCUAUGGAGAGCGAAGGUUACUUUAAGGUGGACAAAGUAUCAGGUACGAUCAGGACCACGCAGAAUUUGGACUUCGAGGAACGUCAGGUGCAUACGUUGACGAUAGUGGCUAAAGACAGGGGUGAACCGUCUUUGUCCUCUGAAACGAUGGUUAUCAUAGACGUGGUCGACGUGAACGAGAAUCUUCACGCGCCUGUGUUCGACGAUUUUGUCGUGUCCGCGAAUGUGUUCGAGAAUCAACCGAUCGGGACUUUGGUGACUACUGUGCACGCUAAGGAUGCUGAUCCGCUGGGAAGUGACUCGAGGAUUGGAUACACCAUUAGAGGAGGAGACGGCAUCGGGAUCUUCUCCAUCGAUAACGAAGGUGAGUACACUUUGAUUAUUUUAUUUUUACACGGUUAUUGA
Habropoda laboriosa is the source of this 3579-nucleotide messenger RNA. RefSeq names its product fat-like cadherin-related tumor suppressor homolog. The record is from RefSeq and is a predicted model, not a curated record. The transcript has 2 exons. Bases 1 to 3579 code for a protein of 1192 amino acids. Gene Ontology annotation, cellular component: plasma membrane. Lineage: Eukaryota; Metazoa; Arthropoda; Insecta; Hymenoptera; Apidae. Gene Ontology annotation, biological process: homophilic cell-cell adhesion. Gene Ontology annotation, molecular function: calcium ion binding.